AUGAAAUCAGAACGUAAUGCUGUUAUUAAAAAUAUACGAAUACUUUUAAAAGCUCUAGCUAUAGAUCAACAAGUCGAUGAAGAAACAACAGAGACAGGUACCAACAACAACUCCUCAACACAUCAAAAACGUAUUAAAAUAGACACUGUACACGAUGUUCUCAAGUCUUUUAAUGCAUUUGUAGACUCAUCAUCAGACGAUGAUGAUAAGAGGCCGAUGGAUAAAGUAGAUGAUUAUAUUAAAGCGAAAAUAUCAUACCCAAAAGGAGAAUCACUUUUACAACGGUGGCAAAAACACUCUAUUAUAUACAAAAAGUUAUCAUUAUUGGCAUGUUCUCUCUUAGCAGUACCUGCAGGUUCUGCUGUAUCUGAAAGAAUAUUCAGUAAAACAGGUCGGAUUCUUGAAGUUCGACGUCAACAAAUAUCACCAGAAUCACUUGACUCUCUUAUUUUUUUACGAAAUUUUUCAGUUGUUUUGUAUAAAUUGAAGAUGUAUUAUUGA
Messenger RNA from Rotaria sp. Silwood1, 501 nucleotides. The record is from the annotation of a GenBank genome assembly. NCBI's taxonomy places the organism in Eukaryota, Metazoa, Rotifera, Eurotatoria, Philodinida, Philodinidae.